Synchiropus splendidus (mandarinfish) is the source of this 1662-nucleotide messenger RNA. It is a transcript of the gene bub1bb, whose product is annotated as BUB1 mitotic checkpoint serine/threonine kinase Bb. The record is from RefSeq and is a predicted model, not a curated record. Gene Ontology annotation, molecular function: protein kinase activity. NCBI's taxonomy places the organism in Eukaryota, Metazoa, Chordata, Actinopteri, Syngnathiformes, Callionymidae. Gene Ontology annotation, biological process: meiotic sister chromatid cohesion, centromeric; mitotic spindle assembly checkpoint signaling. Bases 125 to 1345 code for a protein of 406 amino acids. The transcript is spliced from 9 exons.
CCUCAAAAUCCCUACGGCGGUCCCCGUUCAAAACGCUGAGCCAACGAACGUCUUCGAGUGUGUCUUACCGUUCACCAGAAACGACAACAAACGGCCGCUCUGUGGGGUAUCAAAGUUAUUCACAAUGGAAGAGGCCAGCGUUGAGUGGGAGCUGUGCAAGGAGAACAUUCAGCCACUGAGGCAGGGACGGAGCAUGGCUGCCAUCCAGCUGGCUCUCGCUCAGCAGCAAGAGGGCGUCAGCACCGCCGUCGACCAACAGAGGAAGGCUUUUGAAGCAGAGCUGCGAAUGUAUGAAGGCGAUGAUCCACUUGACGUUUGGUAUCGAUACAUAAAAUGGACAGAGCAAGCGUUUCCUUGGGGUGGGAAAGAGAGCAGCCUGUCCACGCUGCUGGAGCAAGCUGUGACCAAGUUUACUGAGGAGAAGAAGUACUACAACGACCCCCGAUAUGUUGACCUCUGGAUCAAAUUUGCGAAUAUUAGCACUGAUCAGCUGAGCAUGUUCAGGUACAUGCAAGCUCAGGGCAUCGGAGUACUGUGCUCUUCCUUCUACAUCGCCUGGUCUGAAAUAUACGAGAUUCAGGGCAUGCGGAGGGAAGCGGAUCAGAUUUACCAGGAAGGCAUCAAGAACUUUGCGCAGCCUCGUGACAAACUCCAACAGUUUCACAUGGCUCUGCAGUCGCGCAUUGUUCGACAGGUGACCAUGGAACUGGACAACGUAGCUGCAGACUCCGAUGAAGAGGAGCCGGAGAGGCUUGCUUUCAAUGAGCUGAGAGGUAGAGGGAUGGGAAAAGCCGUCGCUCCCAUCAACAGAACCGGCGCUGUAGUCAAACAAAAACCAAGAGGCCUGCAGAUGCAAGCAAGGCCGCCUGACAGAGGCGGCGCUAACAAGUUUCUCAUCUUCGACGAGAACAAGGCUGAAAGUUCUGCUACGCCCGAGCAUAAACCAGAGCCCUGGGGCGCCCCGCCUGAGCGGAAGCCAAAGGAAAACCUGCAGAAAGUGGAAAAGUGGUGCGACGUCAAGAUGCCAGUCAAGUCCAAACAUGGACAUUGCCUUACAAAACCGACACCUCCAGAACCGACCUUCCAGCUGUUCGAGGACGAGUCGGACCCGCCGCCCGCCAUGACGCCGUGCAAGAUCAACCCUGCAGUGAACAGAGUCUUAUCUGCGCGCAAACCCGGCAAGGAGGAGUCUCAUCUGCAGCGGCUUCAGAGGCACCGCAGCUCCGAACAGGAACACGCGUCAGACAAGAGCGAGUACUGCAGAGAGCUGCUGCUCAACGGCGUCACGGAGUUCUGCUUUGAAGAGCUGCGAGCCGAACGCUACUUCAUGAAGACGUCCAAGUGAAGCCCGGUGUUUUUCCCGUGUUCACUGAGACUUUUGUACGUCCCAUUUUAAACUUAUUAUUUAAGAGGCCAACGACUGACGUUUUUUUUCUUACAGUGACUUUUAGCUGAAAUUUGUAGACCUCACUAUACACCUGUAACAGCCAAUUCAGCAUAUAUAUGUGUGUGUGCGUCAACGCUGCUGCGGCGUUGGCUUGUCAAUACUACUUCCUGUCCUGUCUCUUACUAAUCCAACACUGUCCGAGUUGAUCCCUCUUCGCUCUUCUUUUUUUUAAGUUCUGCUGAGUACUUUCUCUGGGAUGCUGCUUCAAUAAACCA